UUACGAAACGCUGUCUGAUAUUUGACAAAACAAGGUUGCCAGGCAACCUGAUUGACUAAACGACUCUUAUUACCGUAAAUCUAGUUUCUAUUUUAUUUUUAUAUUCGUAUCGAGAGUUCUAAUUUGUAUCACGUAUUAAUCACGAAUCAUGGCGGAGAACGCGGACAAUCUGUCAGCGUUUAGUGUCGAAGGCGGGCAGGACACGGUAGGCUUGCCACGGAUCGUCAUGGUCACAGAGGGUUCUGACACUUCAGCGUCAUCCCCUUCAUCCACCUCCUCUUCCGAAGACAACUGGGCCGACCUAAUCAAGUCCUCAGAAAUACCACCAGAGUACUGGCACAUACAGAAACUGGUCAAGUACAUGAAAGCCGGCAACCAAACAGCGACAAUGGUAGCGCUUUCUUGCUUGAAAGACCAUGAUUUGACUAUCGAAGUAAAUCAAAGAGCUAUCCAGGAAAUCGGAGGUUUAGAGUUGCUUGUCAAUUUACUUGAAACACGCGACCUUUGCUGUGUUUUAGGCGGAUUAGCUGUUCUUAAAGAUAUAACCCCUAAUAUUGAAAUAAGGAAGAAAGUAACGGAUCUCGGAGCGAUUCCUUUGCUAGUAGGUUUGUUGUCAGACCCAGCUAGGGAUGUUCAAAUUCUUGCGGCGGAGACUAUAGCCAAUUUAGGCAAGAUUCGGAAGAGCAGAAAGUUCUGUCGAAAAUACGGAGGUUUGCCGAAGCUAAUCGAUUUGCUGGAUGUCAAGGAAAGGUAUCUCGUAACGCCUCGAGGAGAGCUGAAUCAAGACGAAUUACAGUUCUUAGACAUAGCGCGCGCCGGCGCCAAGGCUCUAUGGUCCAUGUCUUCUUCACAAAGAAACCGAGAGGCCAUGAGAAAGUACGGCAUAAUCCCUCUCAUCGCGAGACUCUUGAAGACCAUACAUUUGGACGUAGCAAUCCCGUCCACCGGACUCCUCCAAAUGUGUGCUAAUGAGACCUCCUUCCAACUAGCUAUACAGACGGAAAAGAUGGUCGAUGAUUUGAUAAAGCAUUUGACUAAUGAGGAUAAGGAUUUAAAGACGUAUUGCAGUUUGGCUAUCUACAAAUGCACAAGCGAUCCCAUCACUAGAGACAUGAUCAGAGAAGCAGGAGGGCUAGAAUUACUCGUAGAAGCUGCUUCGGAUCCUUCGAACAGAGCAAACAAACCUCUCAUGGCGGCCGUGACAGGGGCUCUAUGGAAAUGCGCUAAUAGUGAAGCUAGUGUGAAAAGGCUGGAUACUCUUCAAGCAGUGCCUAUAUUAGUGAAACUUUUGGAUGAUGAGAAUGAUGGAGUGUUGACGAAUGUGGCUGGUGCGUUGGCGGAGUGCGCCAAGUCGCCGCCGAAUAGGGACAAAAUUAGGGCCGCUGGGGGCAUGCCUAUGCUAAUUCACCAUCUCAACAACACACACAAGCCUCUUCUCGAAAAUGUGCCCCUGGUCAUAAUGGAGUGCGCGAAGGAACCCAGUUGCAUGCUCGCAAUAGACGAACUCGAUGGUGUGCGACUUGUGUGGUCCCUGCUCAAGAAUGAUUCGCCUAGAGUUCAGACAAAUGCGGCUCUGGCUUUGAGCCCUUGCGUGCAAAAUGCGGCGGAUUCUGGGGAGAUGGUCAGGUCGUUUGUUGGUGCUUUGGAACUAACGGUGGAUCUCCUAGACUCUGACGACCACAACGUGUUGUCAGCCGUCUGCGCAGCUAUCGCUACUAUAGCGAAGGACAACGAGAAUCUGGCAGUUAUAUCUGAUCAUGGCGUAGUUGGAAAACUUUCUAAGUUAGUGAACACAACAGACGACCAUCUCCGAGCCAACCUAGGCGUGGCGAUCGCCUACUGCUGCGACUGGGCCCAGAACCGCCAAGAGUUCAACAAGCGAGGCGCCAUCACACCCCUAGUCAACUGGAUGACGUCACGGGACCCUGACGUCCACCGCGCGACUGCCCUCGCCCUGUAUCACCUGUCCUUCUUCUCUAUCAACUGCGUGACUAUGCAUGCUGCUGGCGUUGUCCAAUUCCUGCUUGAAACCAUUGCCUCCAAGGACCCGAUUCUCCAAGAAGCAUCCGCUGGCUGUUUGUGUAACAUCAGGAAACUAGCACUCGCCACGGAAAAGAUCAAAUUGAAACAGUAACAUUUUUAAAACAUCAAAUGCGUAG
Cydia fagiglandana is the source of this 2159-nucleotide messenger RNA. RefSeq names its product armadillo repeat-containing protein gudu (gene gudu). The transcript is spliced from 7 exons. The coding region runs from base 149 to 2134 and encodes 661 amino acids. NCBI's taxonomy places the organism in Eukaryota, Metazoa, Arthropoda, Insecta, Lepidoptera, Tortricidae. The record is from RefSeq and is a predicted model, not a curated record. Gene Ontology annotation, molecular function: protein binding.